CGCGUUGAGUGGAGUUUAAAAUACGCUCCAACGCUGUGUUUCAUAGAUUAAAAUUUAUUAAUUUUACUUAUUGUUCCUUAAAACAUGUCGAACGAACGAAAUGAGUUAUCGAUUCAGGCGAAAAAAGAGCUGUUGAUUUGCUACGACGUCGCACAACUUUCAAACCUUUCUCAACAUAGAGCUGCCUCAAUCUUGAAUAUUUCGGUGGGAACAUUAAGAAGACUGUUGAAAACCCGUAAAGAAAUUGAAGAACACCGAAUUGUAAAAACUAUUGGAGAAAAAUGUCGUCGUCAUUACCUGAGAGAAAAACGAGAAAAUGACAAACUAUUAACUCAUAUGGAGGAAGGCAUGGUCAGAUGGUUGGAAUACGCGAGUAUUUUAAGCGUACGGGUGAGUAAAAUGAUUUUAAUAGAUAAAGCUAGAAGUUUGGGAAGAGUACUUGGAGUUGAAAAUUUUUCUCCUGAUAAUAAUUGGAUAGAGAAAUGGAAAAACAAGUACAAUAUUUCUAAUAAAAGAGUUCAACUAGUAACCGACCAAAAUAGAGGCGCAAUUUUUUUAGCAAAUAACUACGGGUUAAUAAAAUCUGUCAAAGACUUUUUCGAAAAUGUCAUGUCCAAUUACGACGCCAACGACAUAUAUAGUUUAUUCGAGAUCGGCCUCUACUAUCACGACCUACCAAAUUCAAAUUGUGAGUUCAAAGGACCUCCGGAUAAUAGGGAAUGUCAAAAAUCUAUCCAUAGACUUAGCAUUAUAUUUGCGUCCAAUAUAACGGGGACCGAUAAAAUGCGCCCCAGAAUCAUUGACAAUAUUCACAUUCCACGAUAUUUGCAAGAUGUAAAAACGUUAUCUGUACAUUUUCAAGCCAGUUAUAAUACGUGGAUCACUAGCUGCUACGCGUCAAUUUUAAGAUGGUUGGACGAAGAGUUAUCGGGAAGAAAAAUUUUGGUCAUCAUUGACAAUGUGAUGGUAGAUUUGCAAAUAGAACUGCAAAACAUCGAAAUAAAAUAUUUACCAAGUAGCAUGGUAUCUGUCCACCCUCUCCGACAGAAUAUUAUGCGCAUCGAAAAAACAUAUGAGUAUUAUUUAAAACAAACAAAAUCUGCAACCACAUCUAACGCCGAAAAUUUGCCGACUACUUACAAUACUGCCCAAAUCUCAGUCUCGGAUUCCAUGCAUAUGAUUUUCAAUGUCUGGGAAAACAUGCCACCUGCACUAAUCCGAAAUUGUUUUCGGAAAGUAGGUUUUAUAAAAACUAAAACCGAGGAAAUUAAUGAAAAUUUGUAUUUGAAUUUCAAAUAUUGGAUUUCAAAUUACCGAGAAUAUUUGUGGACAAUUUUCAAUCACCUACAAGUUGAGUGAAAAAAACAACUUAUUUCUACUCAGAAUGAUCUUCAAAAAUCAGACGUUCAAUUACAUACCAAACUUAAUAACUACAGAUAUUUAAAGCCAUUACCAAAACCUUCAUUUGCCAACAAGAACGUACCAAACUUCUAUCAACAAGAUAAAUAUAAUUAACGAAACUGAAUCCAUGGAUACAAUUUUAAUUAGCAGGGCAGGGAAAAUAAGAAGAAACACGCAAACCAUAAAAAGUAAUUUCUAAACUAGGUACAAAAUAAAUACUUUAACUAUAACUUGCUUUAGAACCAUGCUAAUUAUAGUUAUAAUUUUUUUUUUUUUUACUUUCCUAUUGGCUAUUGUUAUAUUUUUUUAACAUUAUAUUAAUACAUAUUAAUUAUACCUACAAAUUAUUUAUUCACAAAACGUAAUCAAAUCAUAGUACACCCAGAUAGACCACACAUAUUUUUGAAUUAAGUCAAUAAAUCCAUUAUGACUCACUUAAAAUAUAAUUUAAUUCUUAGUAUUUAUCUAAGUAAUUUCUAUAGAAUUGAUGAAAAUCCAUUGUAUAACGUACCAAAAUACCUAACACCUCGAAUUUACAAAUUGAUUUAGUUUUACUUAAUAUUUAUCAUUAAUUAAUACAAAUUUACUUGUAGGUAAAUAUGUAUUAUGUCCCACAUAUUAUACUCCAACGGUUUUCCAAAAUAAUAACCGUAGAAUGUUCUCUUUUAUUAUUAUUAUUUUUUUAUUUU
Myzus persicae (green peach aphid) is the source of this 2090-nucleotide messenger RNA. RefSeq names its product tigger transposable element-derived protein 6-like. The record is from RefSeq and is a predicted model, not a curated record. Gene Ontology annotation, molecular function: DNA binding. Lineage: Eukaryota; Metazoa; Arthropoda; Insecta; Hemiptera; Aphididae. Gene Ontology annotation, cellular component: nucleus. The coding region runs from base 85 to 1359 and encodes 424 amino acids. The transcript has 2 exons.